This is a messenger RNA of Dermochelys coriacea (leatherback sea turtle), 1611 nucleotides long. RefSeq names its product deoxyribonuclease-1-like 1. Gene Ontology annotation, molecular function: DNA nuclease activity. Gene Ontology annotation, biological process: DNA catabolic process. NCBI's taxonomy places the organism in Eukaryota, Metazoa, Chordata, Testudines, Dermochelyidae. The record is from RefSeq and is a predicted model, not a curated record. Gene Ontology annotation, cellular component: nucleus.
GUCUCAGUCCCCGCCCCCCACAGGCGCGGCAGCGUGACAUCGCGGCAGGCCUGAUGGCGUCAUCAUCGGACGCCACCACAUCGCCGCCGUCUGCGUGAGCUCGCGCUGCACGCGGUGCCCUUGCUGCAAAGCUGGAUUUGCCCAGGCCUGAGCUGCUACCCUCACCAUGGGGCCGCCCCCCCACUGCCUCUGCACCCUGCUGCUGCUUCUGUGCCCUGCAGGUGCCCCCUUCCGGAUCUGCGCCUUCAACCUGCAGCGCUUCGCUGGCCCCAAAGCUGCCAAAGUCGUCGUCAUGGACACGCUGGUCAAGAUUGUCUCUCGCUGUGACAUCGCGGUGCUGCAGGAGGUGAUGGAUGCCAAGGGGCAGGCCGUGCCCGCACUCAUCAACGCCCUGCACAGGUCCGCAGGCCCCGACUCCUACACGGCCCUGAGCAGCCCACUGCUGGGAGCCGGGAAAUACCAGGAGCGCUACGUCUUCGUGUACCGUUCUGGCAGCACUCAGCUGCUCGAUCCUACGGUACCUGGACGAGAACCCCGCCAGACAGACGCCUUUACCCGUGAACCCUUUGUGGGCGCUUCAGCCUGCCCAGCAAAGUGCUCCCCACCCUGGUGCUUGUCCCCCAGCACUGUGCCCAAGAAGGCAGAGAUGGAGAUCGAUGCGCUCUACGAUGUCUUCCUGGAUGUCCAGGCCCGCUGGGGGACAGAGGACGUCAUGUUUCUUGGGGACUUUAACGCCGACUGCGGUUACGUGGCCAAGAAGCGCUGGGGCCAGAUCCAGCUGCGGAGCGAUCCCAGCUUCCACUGGCUAAUCGCAGACACUGCCGACACAACUGUGCGGAACAGCACGCACUGUGCCUACGACAGGAUCGUGGUGCAUGGGGAGCGCUGCCUGGGGCUGGUGGUGCCCGGCUCAGCCCAGCCCUUCGACUUCCCCAGCACGUUUGGACUCACAGAGAGCAAGGCACUGGAGGUCAGUGACCAUUACCCGGUGGAGGUGCAACUGGAACUGAACGCAGCCUUGAGGGGGCUGGCCGGCCGUACCACAGCUGCUGCCCCUGGCUAUGCUGCUGGCCGGGCUGGUUCUGACCUCCCCACUCAGCGCUGCUGGGCAUAUGGACCUUGGGGGACACCAGACCGAGAGGCUGGAAUCUAAACCCACCUGCAGGACUCUCCAAUCAGCAGAGGCCUUUACUCAGAUGCCUGGAUUUCCUUCCCUACAGAAGAUGCAGAACCUCUCAUCUCAGACCUGACAAACUCACAGCAGCAAAUACAGAACCAGCAGCUUUCCCAGUGUGAGGCAUGGGGAUGUUUCCCGAUCAGCUGGAGUCCAUCCCCCCGGGGCCUGGGCCUGCCUGCCCAGAGUGUUCGACUGGAGGGCAUCCCUGGGCAGUGGAUGCGGGUUCAAAUGCCGCUGGGGGCGGAGGUUUAAAGUGACAGAGCACUAACCCCUCCAUAAAAACAAUGAGGAGUUUGGGCAAAGCUUUUGUGGGUAAAAAACACUCACUUCUUCUGCUGCCUGGUUGUUUUUGUGGGUCCAGACUAACAGGCUCCCCCUUGAAGUGAGCUGUAGCUCAUGAAAGCUUAUGAUCAAAUAAAUUUGUUAGUCUCUGA